UAAAAAUAAAAAAAUAUUAAUAAAAUAUAAAUUUACCAAUUUCUUCUGAUCACGCCUAGUUUCGUCGGUAUCUCUUCGCAUUAAAGCCCUAAAUCUCCCAAUUUCAAUUGCGAUAAUUUUGUUCAGAGGGAAAUCCACAUCUUACGUUCUUCAGAUUUGUACAAGAAAACUAACAUGAGAUUCAGAAAAGGAACCAGAGUUGAGGUUUUAAGCCUCAAGGAGUCCCGUUAUGGCGCGUGGCGAACAGCCGAGAUUCUUUCAGGCAAUGGUCACACGUACAGCGUUCGAUACUACUCGUUCGGGUUUGCAAAAGAUGAGACAUUGGAGGAGAGAGUUGCGAGGAAGAUGAUCAGGCCGUGUCCUCCGCUAAUCGAUGUAUACAGGUGGGAAUCUGGCGAACUAGUUGAGGUUCUUGAUCACGUUUUCUGGAAACCCGCUACGGUCCUCAAGGAGUUGUCGGGACGAUGCUACGUGGUUCGGUUACUUGGCGCCGCCGCGGUGGAACUUACGGUUCAUAAAGUUAACCUCAGGGCUCGACAAUCUUGGCGAGAUGAAAGAUGGGUUAUGAUCGAAAAGGUAUCUUGUUCUGUGAAGUCCUCUACGUUGACUGGUUCUGAUGCAAACCAGAAUCGAAAGACACGUGAGACGAGUGUUGUUUCUAUAAGACUGUUGAAGAGACCUUCACCCUGUGAGUCUGCUGAAUCAUGCACGGGAACUCCUAAGAAGAUGAGAUUGACGGAGGAAGCUGCUGCUGUGAAGAAUGGUUUCCGUCAAAUGGUGAGGGUAAGAACAAAAAGGUUUAGUAGUGAUGAUACUAGUGAUGCAUGCUCGGUUGGUAGUUGUAGCCCUAUUAGAUAUGAUGAGUCAACUUCUUUUCUAGAUGGUUCUUCUUGCCAAGACGCAGACUCUUGUAGUAGUGAUGCAGAAUCUUCAAAAGGAUGCAGACAAGAAGUGAGGAGGUCAUGUAGGCCUGAACUGUCCACAUACCGGAGUACCCUGGGGAAGCUAUUUGCUCAAGGCCCACUAAACUGGGAUCAGGAAGCAUCACUCACGGAUCUCCGACUUUCACUUGAUAUAUCAACUGAUGAACAUUUGAUGGAGAUAAGAAACCUAACGUCUUCUGCUGGUACAAGACAAUAGUAAAUUUUGUUAGUAAUCAAAUAUUCUUUUUGAUCAUUAACAAAUCUUAUCUUCAGGUACUUCCCUGCAAUGUGGAAUCAGCUGUUACAUAUUUUUCUUUUCCAAGAGGGUUCUUAUAGUGAUCUGUAUAGGCAACAUAAUGGAAGAAAGUAUAUAUGGAAACUGCAAUCCUUAUUGUGAUGUUGUUCUUCUUAUAGUCAGCUUAAUUUUGUUUUGUUAUACUUUUGGGAUAAUGAACUAUGAAAUGUUACAGUAUAUAUACUUUAACAUAAGUCAUGUUUUGAGGAUUGAGUUUUUUUUUUGUUGACUUUCAUUGAUUUAUGCUUUAGAUUCUGUUGGAUAAGCUAUUUGUAUUUUCCAUAUUAUUGGGUGGAUUAUGGAACUUCCCUACAUUUUUUCAGGAACAGUGUAGCAAUGCCGGGUGGCUGCAGAUCUUGCUUGAUUGCUUAUAGAGAUCUUACUCUGAUGCAUUGGGUUUACCUAUCCGUGCAGAACACGAGGCCCCUUCUUACUCAAAUACAUAAGUUAAAUUGUACUGUCUUUUUUCUUUUUGGUUAUUCCAAACUGAUCUGUUGCAGGUAUUGUUGGAUCAACUCUGUUCAGAGGCACUUGAUAUGUUCCUGUUCUAAGGAGGAAAUUCACGGUCUGGUUGGAUAAGUUCGGUGAUAACAAAGUGCAUACCUGAGAGACUAUUGAGUUGUGCCAAAUACUUACGACAAUAGUCUUUUUAAUCUUUCAGCAAGUGUGAUUUUCAUGAUAUCUCUUCUAAACACUCUGAAUCCGGAGCUGUCCAUUUUUGUUAGUUUGUGCCAUGUUUACUUCAAUUCAAUACUAAGGGGGAUUCAUAUGUUUGAAUAAAACAAAAAUUAGAUGGGCGUUUUAUUAA
Molecule: messenger RNA, 2026 nt
Organism: Brassica napus (rape)
Lineage: Eukaryota; Viridiplantae; Streptophyta; Magnoliopsida; Brassicales; Brassicaceae
Exons: 2
Coding region: 175-1140 (321 amino acids)
Source: RefSeq, a predicted model, not a curated record